Manduca sexta (tobacco hornworm) is the source of this 3566-nucleotide messenger RNA. RefSeq lists its product as uncharacterized. Bases 172 to 3132 code for a protein of 986 amino acids. NCBI's taxonomy places the organism in Eukaryota, Metazoa, Arthropoda, Insecta, Lepidoptera, Sphingidae. The transcript has 3 exons. The record is from RefSeq and is a predicted model, not a curated record.
AUAAGUCGUGUUCUAAGAUUGCAAAUAUUUUUUCAUUGUCAGUUUGAGGAUUGUGAUUUAGUGCCCCCAUGUUUUAAUAUUAGUUCGUGUUAUGAGCUGAUGUUAAGAAGACGUGUUGUUUAUUUGCAUUGCGUUUGCUUUCGCUUACUACAUAAUAAAAUUUGAAACGGCAUGAACGCGUGUGUUGAGGAGUAUGACGAAGACAUCCACGACGAUCUUAUUAAGCUUUGCUUUAAAUUACCUCACAGUGAUUCGUGCUGUUAUUUAGGAAGUUCUAUGCACAAAAACGUUACCAAUAUGCCGGGUAAGACGCAGAUCGAGACCAUUGAUCUCACAGGCACAAAUGACCCCGUAAAUAUUAAAAUGCCCAAGCCAUUGUCAACAAAAAAUGACGUCUGUUAUCAAAUAAAACAAUUAGCCAUUGAAAUCGUCGAUUUCAAAAAGUUUCCUUGGUACUACAAGAAAUAUAUAAAAUAUUAUAACAAAACAGAAGAUAUUAACAGUACAAAUAGAAUAGUUGUUUGUGAAGAUAAUAACAAUACUAAUGAUAUGUGUAUGAAAAUAAAAUAUGACAAUAAUAAAGGACAAUGGAAAGUACAAGAAGGAAAUAAGGAUACCUCAUCACACAUAAAAGAUAGAGUAGUGUCUAAAACGAAAUUUCAUAGAAAUUUAAAUAAAAUUGACUUUAAAAGAAAUAAGGGUCUAGUGGGUUUGACUAUCACUCAAAAAUUCAUUACGGAAGACAUUGUAGUCAAGAAAGAAGAAGAAGAAAGCUCUAGUUUAGAUAAACUUAAUGAUGAAACAGACGUAGUCAUUAUAGAUAAUCUACUGAAUACAAAUGGAUUGUCUAAUAAAAUUGAUAAGGAAACAAAAGAGACAAGCGAUGAAAUAGUAGUGAUAGAAAAUUCUGGAGAAUCAAUUGCUUCAAAAUGUGAAAAUAAUAAAAUUAUUGAAACAUUCAAAAGAAAUGAUGAUUUAAACAAAUCACAACCUACCAAAAUAAUAAAAAAAUCUAGUAGAGAUGUAAGCAAUUUAAAGGCAACUCCACGAAAGAAUAAUAUAAAUUUAAUUGAUGAAACAAGUUGUCGUGAUACUUACACAAAACCUGUAAUUAAUUUUCCUUCUAGUGAAAAGCCUUUAGAAAUUCAAAUUACAACUAAAAAUAAGCAAACAAACAUUCUUUAUAUUACUAAGCGCGACUCCGAAACAGUCGCAAGACAACAAAAGAAAGAUAAGAAAGAACGAAAACAGUUUGCUGAAGAUAAAACUCGAGAACCUAAAAGCAAUAUUGAUAAAAUAGAAUCAAACAAAAAAAGGCAUGCACCAACUAUUAAAAAAAUAUUCGAUACUAUCAAAGUCCGAAAAGAUAUAUUUAAUGAAGUUAAGUCAUUAUCUGAACGUGAAGUCGCUGUGAUAGACAGUGCUUCAAAACAACUUCAGAAUAUUAACAAAUUUAAUGAUAAAGCAACGAAGUUACCUUCAAAACAUAAACUGAAAAGUGUAAACAUAGAAGGGGCUAAAUAUAAUGAGCCUAAGCCAUUAGACAUGCCGAUAUUAACUGAAGAAAAUUAUGAAACAUCUGAAGUACCUUCCAUUCGUCGGACGUCUUUUAAAGAUAGUAUAGUUUUUGAAAACGAUGUAAGUAGCAUUGAAGAAAUCCCUUGCAAGGAAACUUCUGGAAAAAAAAUUGCAAAAUCCUCAAACCAGCAACCUCUAGAGAAAAAUAGUUUAGAAGUAUUGAAGAGUCCUCAAGCCAAUAAUUCUACUUCAAGUAUUGCAGAACUUGCUUCUACUACUCCUGCUACUGUUGUAUCUACUGUUGCAAAUAUAAUACCCGUUAUAAGCUACGUGAAUUCAGGUGUUUCGAAGCCUAGGGUUAAGUAUACACCAGUGACCAAAGAUUAUGCUAUCCCAACGAACACGAAAGCGGCUUCAAAUCAAGGCACGCAUGCCAGGUUUUCUCAAUCUUUUUUAAGUUACUCAUCACCAGCAGCUGUUAAUAGCCCGGGACAUAACGCUCAAAACAGAAGUAUGGUCCAACUAUUGACUGCUCCGCAAAGGCCUCCUAAUAUGGGUACGACACAACAUCGCCUACCCCUACAACAAAUGCCAAAUUACAGUGUUCCACCAUCACCUUAUCCGUCCAAUUAUCCUAUUUUACCUUCAUAUGAGGCAGCAGUUGCUAACAUACAUUUACCAACUGGGCACCGAACGUUUGGGAAUAACGUUGGUGACCGGAAUUUAAAUUAUCAUUACAUGAACCCUGGUCAUGGUGCGCCGCUCCCGCAUCUCCCCCCGCAGCAAGCUCCUCAGUGGCAACCGAACACGAAUUUCAAUCAAACCCAGCCUUUACAAUACCAAAUUAAUUUACAAACCCCUAAUUGUUCAAGCGCUGGUUGGAAUAACGGAUAUGUGAGGGGAAUUAAUAAUGUCGCUUCAUCAGCUCCGUGUAUGGCUACAAAUACUGCUACAGGAAACCAAAGAGUUCAUUUUGAUAUUCUUAGAGCACAUACUCAACCUGAACCAACAAACGGAAAACCGAGUAAAAGUAAUGCACCUAAGACGCCCAUACGAAAAAAUACUGAUAAACACAGUCAAGCCUCAUUAGAGCAAGUCAAUGGAAUUGCUAUUAAUAACAAUUCUAAAAAAACAUCAAAGAGGCCUUAUGAAUACGGCGUACAUGAAGUAAAUAGACAACAUUCAUUGCUGGAAAAAGAACUGACAAAAAGGCCUAAAACAGCCCCUUUAAUCAGCGAAGAUGCGAGGACGUUAAAAUCAAGUGAAUAUUCACCGCCAAUUUUACCAAUACCGACGAACGAAAUGGUGUUAUCAAAUUUCUUCAUUUCAACGCAGCCGUCCAACGCACAAGAAAAUACACCGAGAGAUGCCAAAAAUGCCACAAGUAAAACGCCAACGGAACCAAUGGACAAGUCUAGAAAGAUAUCUAUAGAAGACUAUAAAAAGCGGGUUUGUAAAAACGACAGCGCAGAUGUAUACAAUUCAGCGGUCAGAGCGGGUGACAAUACAAAAGGCACUGGACACGAGCCAAAUGCCGCUGCUAAGAAAUCGAAAUAUGGCAAUUAUUUAGAACAGGAUCUCGGAUACAGUUCUGAUACUACGGUGAAGUUGUGAAAAAUUGGCUUGAAUAUUUAGUGCUUUUAUCAAGGAAUUUUAAAGUAAAUUAAGUAACCAGUUUUGUUGCCUUAGCCGCUGAUGUUUCAAUGAUCAGAUGUUAAAUAAAUUAUAUUCUGCCAUAUUAAAAAUGCGGCAAUUCUUGUCAAUUUUUUUGUUACAAUUGUCAUAUUUUAUUUGAUCAUGUUUUAUCGAACAACAUAUUUUAUCUGAUGAUUGAAAAAUCAGUUCUAAAGCGAAAAUUUUAAAUGUCGGAGAUUGGUAAGUCAGUGAUUAGAUGUUUAUCAGAUUUGAGUGAGAUCUACGAUGAGAAUUAUUUUAUAUGUUCAAAGAUGUACAGAAUAUUGUUUGAUUUUAAAUCGCAAUAUAAUUUAAUUUUCUGUUGAAUCUUUUUAAUGUUAAGUGGCUAUGUUCUUAUUAAAAGAAUUAAAACA